AUGGGCGUGUACGAAGAGGUAUAUGGUCAGCGGGCGGUGUACGAGGACGUCAAGGUGCGCAAGCACGUGUCGUUCAAGCCUAGCAGCAGGUUCCACAGCAACAACUAUGCGGAUCAUUACAUACACACGGAUUCAUACCCGCAGGCUCAUGUCAAGAACAUCGAGAACACAGUGGAGGGCUACCCGAAGCUGCAGAAGCUGUUCCAGCUAAAGGAGAAGCAGGUGGCGAAGCACGCGACGACGCCGUACGGCUGCCGGGUGGACAUCGAUGACAUGGUGCCGACGCUGAGCCGGUGGAUCCAGCGGGACAAGCUGGUGUUCGAUGUUGUGAUGAUCGGGUGUCUGAGCGACAACCAGUUCAUCUACCCGCUGCUGACGCAGCUGCCGAUCAACAAGCUGGUGUCGAAGCCGGGGUUUCUGUUCAUCUGGGCCAGCGCCCAGAAGAUCAACGAGCUGACGCGGCUGCUGAACAACGAGGGCUGGGCGAAGAAGUUUCGCCGCAGUGAGGAGUUUGUGUUUGUACCGGUGAACAAGGAGUCUCCGUUCUACCCUGGGCUGGACCAGGACGACGAGCCCCUGUUCGACAAGAUGCAGUGGCACUGCUGGAUGUGUAUCACUGGGACGGUGCGGCGGUCGACGGAUGGGCACCUGAUCCACUGCAACGUAGACACGGAUCUGGCGAUCGAGACCGACGCGACGCAGAACGGCGCAGUGCCGUGCCACGUGUACAAGGUGGCGGAGAACUUCUCCACGGCCACACGAAGGUUGCAUAUCAUUCCUGCCAGGACGGGGAGCGAAAACCCGGUGCGGUUGCGCCCUGGCUGGGUGAUCAUGAGCCCGGACGUGAUUCUCGAUAACUUCAAUGCGAAGCGGUACCGCGACGAUAUCCGGCAAUUAGGCUCCAAUCUGCCCAUGGACAACGGUAUCGAGUCCUUGCGGCCUAAGAGCCCGGUGCAAAAGAAAAACUAA
Molecule: messenger RNA, 969 nt
Organism: Eremothecium gossypii ATCC 10895
Lineage: Eukaryota; Fungi; Ascomycota; Saccharomycetes; Saccharomycetales; Saccharomycetaceae
Gene: KAR4
Product: Kar4p
Exons: 1
Coding region: 1-969 (322 amino acids)
Cellular component (GO): nucleus; RNA N6-methyladenosine methyltransferase complex
Molecular function (GO): mRNA binding
Source: RefSeq, marked provisional